Messenger RNA from Rhododendron vialii, 534 nucleotides. RefSeq lists its product as uncharacterized. The record is from RefSeq and is a predicted model, not a curated record. The transcript is spliced from 5 exons. Lineage: Eukaryota; Viridiplantae; Streptophyta; Magnoliopsida; Ericales; Ericaceae. The coding region runs from base 115 to 534 and encodes 139 amino acids.
CGGGGUACGAGGACUUUCAAACCAAGUAAAGCGACAAGAACGCCGUACGUGGCUCCACCGGAGGUUAAACUAUCAAAGCUUACAAAAUAAGAAAGUCAAGCGUGGGCGUAUGUGAUGCAACCACCAAACAAAACAGGAGAAGAGGACUAUGUUGUGAAAAUGGACGGCGGGAAGAUCCAUUUAUCGCAUGAUAUGUUACACGAAGUAUUCAAACCAAGGGGUCAUAUGUCCACUAUGGUGAUGACAACGAUGACCGAAUGGUUGAUGAAACAAGAAAAGGCAAAGGCCCCAAUCAAAGACGGGGUCCCUCGUCCGACACGACACAUGUUCUCAAGUUCAUUUGUGAACAAUUUGUUGAAUUUCGAUAAAGUACAAGAUCAGAAGGUCAUUGAAGAUCCAGUGGAUGCAAACAUGUUGGGAUACGAUGUGGCAAUGUGCAAUCUGGCAAUUGUCCUCCAUGCUUGGGUCCCGAUAAUACUUAUUUGCAAAUCCUUGUGGGUUUAUGCAACUGUUUCUACCGGUGUUGCUGAAUGA